AUGGCCACUUCCACCGCCCCCAAACUUCGCGACCACUUCGCCUCCAAGCCAGUCUCCGCCCACAACGACGCCUGGGAUGCCCUCUACGCAGAGUCCUUCACGCCCUGGGACCGCGCCGGCCCAUCUCUCGCCCUCGCCGACCUGCUCGCCCAGCGCACCGACCUGAUCCCGCCGUCCCUCGAGCGCGACCCGCGUGGCAACCCCCUCCGCGAUGCCACCGGCCAAGUCAUCCGUCGCUCGGCGCUGAUCCCCGGCUGCGGCGUCGGCCACGACGUGCUACUGCUGAGCUCGCUGGGCUACGACGUCGUCGGCCUGGACUACAGCCAUCGGGCGCUCAAUGCCGCGCGGCAGAAUCAGAACAAAGUGCAGUUCAAGUCGAGCGAGGAGGGCGUCGAGUGUGGUCGCGUGACGUGGGUCUCGGGCGACUUCUUUGGCGAAACAUGGGAGGGCGGAGCGGGCAGCGAGGGCACGCAAAAGUUUGACCUGAUAUACGAUUACACGUUCCUCUGCGCCCUACAACCCUCCGAACGCCCCAAGUGGGCAAAGCGCAUGUCCCAACUGCUCGCCCCCAACGGCCAGCUCAUCUGCCUCGAGUUCCCCUCCGGAAAGCCUCUCUCGCUGCAGGGCCCUCCCUGGGGCGUCUGGCCCGAGGUCUACGAGGCCCUCCUCGCUAAUCCCGGCGAGCCUGUCGAAUACACUGAUGACGGCAACGUCAAGUCGAGCACGAGUCCCAAGCAGCCUCAUCCGGAUGCGCUGCAUCGCGUGUGUCUGGUGAAGCCGCCGAGGACGCACAAGGCGGGCUUGAAUGAAGACGGGACGGUCAGGGACUUUAUCUCUGUGUGGUCCCGGUAG
Messenger RNA from Trichoderma gamsii, 852 nucleotides. RefSeq lists its product as hypothetical. The record is from RefSeq and is a predicted model, not a curated record. Lineage: Eukaryota; Fungi; Ascomycota; Sordariomycetes; Hypocreales; Hypocreaceae. Gene Ontology annotation, molecular function: S-adenosylmethionine-dependent methyltransferase activity. The transcript is spliced from 2 exons. The coding region runs from base 1 to 852 and encodes 283 amino acids.